AGGGUUCAGGAUGGAGACAGCGGGGCUGGGUUUAUCAUAUGACCUGGACAGGAGAUCGGGAGCGUGCACAGCAUACACUAUAGAAGAAGGAGCGGGAGCGCGCACGGGAGGGAGCCUGUAGGUAGGGAUGUGAUCGGCUGUCCUUCAUACAACAAGCUGGGAUCCUUCGUACAGGCGGGGUGUGGAGGACAUUGUUGAUCACCAUCGGAGCUGUCCAUUGUGCUGAUCCGGACUGAAACCACAGUAAAUAUACAGAUCUUCAUAUUCGAAAACUAUUUCUGCCUCCAGUGUACUCAGCUGCCUUUAACAUCCUGUUCUAGACCCCAGCCACAGCACAUUUUCAUAUCGAAGAGGUUCCAAAAAAAAAAUGCAGCCAGCUACAAGAGAUCGCUAUAAAGAACUUAGUCCAGCCCUGACUCCAGAGGGCAAUGUUGUUAUGAGCUUUAGCUUUGACAGUUAUCAGCUCGAAGAAGAAGAACUACAGACAACUGGAAACGCCCAAACACAAGGAGUCCUUACCUUAAUGGAGCCAGAUUCAAAUGCGGAGCCUGCGGACCGAUAUCAUGGAAUAUACUUUGCUAUGUUACUUGCUGGAGUUGGCUUCCUCCUUCCAUAUAACAGCUUUAUUACAGAUGUGGACUAUCUGCACCAUAAGUUUCCAGGCUCAUCUAUUGUGUUUGAUAUGAGUCUGACUUAUAUCAUUGUGGCUUUAGCUGCUGUUGUCCUUAAUAAUGCUACGGUGGAGCUUCUUACUACUCACACGAGGAUCACCGCUGGCUAUAUUUUUGCUUUGAGCCCGUUAAUAUUUAUUGGCAUCUGUGAUAUUUGGCUGGAACUCUUUACAUUCAAGCAGUCUUAUGCAGUUAACCUUUUUGCUGUUGGUGUGGUGGCCUUUGGAUGCACAGUGCAGCAAUCCAGCUUUUAUGGCUAUGCUGGAAUGUUACCGAAGCGGUACACACAAGGUGUGAUGACAGGAGAAAGUACUGCAGGAGUUAUCAUCUCACUCAGCCGGAUCUUAACCAAGCUGCUGUUACCGGAUGAAAAAGAGAGUACCAUCAUCUUCUUUUUAAUUUCGAUUGCCCUGGAGCUUAUCUGCUUUGUUUUGCAUGUUCUAGUGAGAAGAACGAGAUUUGUUCAAUAUUAUACAAAUAAAAGCUUAGCUAAAAACUUGUUGAAGAACCCAACAGAACCAAGUUUUCGUUACCAAGUGCAUCAAAAUACUUAUGUAGAAGAAGAGAGUAAAAGUGCUGUAGCUGAAAAUAGCAUAGAGCUUCAGUCGGAUGUAACAGCUAGAAAAACGUAUGUCAGGUUCGAUGUUCCAGUGCCCAAAGUAAAAAGCAGCUGGCCCAAGUUCAAAGAUAUGCUAUUUCACCGCUAUCAGGUUUUACAGGUAAUCUGGGCAUACAUGCUGUCUAUAUGUGUGACAUACUUCAUCACUCUGUGCCUUUUUCCUGGUUUGGAGUCAGAAAUCAGGAAUUGUACAAUGGGAGAGUGGCUUCCUAUUCUCAUAAUGGCAGUAUUCAACCUGUCAGAUUUUGUAGGAAAGAUACUGGCAGCUUUACCAUACAACUGGAGCGGUGUUAAUCUCCUCAUAUGUUCUAGCACUCGUGCUGUAUUUAUUCCACUUUUUAUAAUGUGUGUGUAUCCAAGUGGGAAGCCAACCUUUAGUCACCCUGCUUGGCCAUGCAUCUUUUCCCUGCUUAUGGGAAUCACCAAUGGGUAUUUUGGCAGUGUACCUAUGAUACUGGCAUCAGGAAAAGUAGUGCCGGAACAAAGAGAGCUGGCAGGAAACACCAUGACUGUGUCGUACAUGACUGGACUAAUGCUUGGGUCAGCUGUAGCUUAUUUUGCCUACAGUUUAUCUAGUACUUCCCAAAGUAUUUGCUUCCAUCCAGAGACAUACAACAGUUCACUGCCUCCAGAGAUUUGAAUAUAUCAACCUCAAAAUUGGUUUGUUACUACUGAAACAUUUGCAAUAUUUAUUUUAAUUCUAAAACACAUUGUUAUUAUGACAGAUGCCGUUAUUAGACAUUUCACAAGUAUUGAACUUUUUGAUAAAACCACAUUUGUGCAAGCACAUGCACUUGAUGGAAUAUCAAAUCUGACAACAUAUUUACAUGAGUAUAUCACUUUUGUCAUUUUGCCAAAGCCUUUUUGUGUAGUGUCAUUUUAUAAAAGUCUGUGUUUUGUUCAAGUAUUGUUCUUGUUUUCUUUUCUUUAUAUGUAACACUUUUACAACAAAAAGUGGAAAUUUGAUAUUUUUUUAUAAACAAAUUAAAUCAUGCAGAUUCAUAUGCAAACGUAAAUGUGGGUUGUAUGCCUUGGAAAACUGUAAACAAAAGGAUAUUUAAUCAUCAAA
This is a messenger RNA of Rana temporaria (common frog), 2359 nucleotides long. RefSeq names its product solute carrier family 29 member 4 (gene SLC29A4). The coding region runs from base 368 to 1930 and encodes 520 amino acids. The record is from RefSeq and is a predicted model, not a curated record. Lineage: Eukaryota; Metazoa; Chordata; Amphibia; Anura; Ranidae. Gene Ontology annotation, molecular function: nucleoside transmembrane transporter activity; monoamine transmembrane transporter activity. The transcript is spliced from 12 exons. Gene Ontology annotation, biological process: nucleoside transmembrane transport. Gene Ontology annotation, cellular component: plasma membrane.